AUGGAAUCGCUCGAGAAGACGCUCCGCUCGGUCCUCCAACCGCUCACCCACAACCUUCCACCACCGGUCCGCAACACCGCAACGCAACUCCUCGGCGAAUCAUGCUACCGCUCGCUCGUCCACACGGUCAACCUCACGGACACUGUGUGCCUCAAACUCGCAGUCUCAAAGGGCCUGGGCAUCGGCAUCAUCGGCGCCAGCAGCAUUGUCAAAAUCCCACAAUUGCUUAAGCUGCUUAACUCGCAGUCGGCGGAGGGCAUCAGCUUCCUCUCAUAUCUGCUGGAGACGGCCAGCUACCUUAUUACGUUGAUGUACAACAUCCGUAAUGGAUUCCCGUUCUCGACGUACGGAGAGGUGGCCUUGAUCGCGGUUCAGAACAUCGCGAUCAGUGUCUUGAUUCUGCAGUACUCUGGCAAGACACCUGCUGCAGCGGCUUUCGUCGCUGGUCUCGCAGCAGCGGGAUACGUGAUGUACGACCAGAGCAUUGUGUCCGCCAGCACACUGCAGUAUCUCCAAGGCGGCGCCGGACUGUUAGGGGUUGCAAGCAAGCUACCACAAAUCAUCACCAUCUUCGCGGAAGGAGGCACGGGUCAGCUAAGCGCUUUCGCAGUGUUCAACUACCUGGCUGGCUCGCUGGCAAGAGUCUUCACAACACUACAGGAGGUGGACGACAACUUGAUCCUGUACGGAUUCAUGGCUGCGUUCGUGCUCAACGCCAUUCUGGCGGCGCAGAUGGUGUACUACUGGAACAGCCCAAAGAGCAAGGAUACUGCGCAGGCCAAGCUGCAGCCGAAGGGCAAGGACGCGAUCGCGCAGUCUACUGGCGUGCAGAAGAGCAAGGGCAAGAAUAGCCCUUCAACAAGACGUCGAGGCUGA
Saxophila tyrrhenica is the source of this 876-nucleotide messenger RNA. RefSeq lists its product as uncharacterized. NCBI's taxonomy places the organism in Eukaryota, Fungi, Ascomycota, Dothideomycetes, Mycosphaerellales, Extremaceae. The record is from RefSeq and is a predicted model, not a curated record. The transcript has a single exon. The coding region runs from base 1 to 876 and encodes 291 amino acids.